This is a messenger RNA of Cebus imitator (Panamanian white-faced capuchin), 486 nucleotides long. Its product is annotated as nucleoside diphosphate kinase A-like. The record is from RefSeq and is a predicted model, not a curated record. Lineage: Eukaryota; Metazoa; Chordata; Mammalia; Primates; Cebidae. Gene Ontology annotation, molecular function: nucleoside diphosphate kinase activity. The transcript has a single exon. Gene Ontology annotation, biological process: CTP biosynthetic process; UTP biosynthetic process; GTP biosynthetic process.
GUCAAACCCAAGCAGCUGGAGGGGACCAUGGCCAACUGUGAGCGUAGCUUCAUUGCGAUCAAACCAGAUGGGGUCCAGCGGGGUCUUGUGGGAGAGAUUAUCAAGCGUUUUGAGCAGAAGGGAUUCCGCCUUGUUGGUCUGAAAUUCAUGCAAGCUUCUGAAGACCUUCUCGAGGAACACUACAUCGACCUGAAGGACCGUCCAUUCUUUGCUGGCCUGGUGAAAUACAUGCACUCAGGGCCGGUAGUUGCCAUGGUCUGGGAGGGGCUGAACGUGGUGAAGACAGGCUGAGUCAUGCUCGGAGAGACCAAUCCUGUGGACUCCAAGCCUGGGACCAUCCGUGGAGACUUCUGCAUACAAGUCGGCAGGAACAUUAUACACGGCAGCGAUUCCGUGGAGAGUGCAGAGAAGGAGAUCGGCUUAUGGUUUCACCCUGAGGAACCGGUAGAUUUCAAGAGCUGUGCUCAGAAUUGGAUCUAUGAAUGA